This is a messenger RNA of Mucor mucedo, 2101 nucleotides long. RefSeq lists its product as uncharacterized. Gene Ontology annotation, molecular function: protein binding. The transcript has a single exon. Lineage: Eukaryota; Fungi; Mucoromycota; Mucoromycetes; Mucorales; Mucoraceae. The record is from RefSeq and is a predicted model, not a curated record. The coding region runs from base 54 to 2066 and encodes 670 amino acids.
CAAACAUUACGACAGUUGUCUUUUUUUUUGUGCUUUUUAUUUACUAUCUCGACAUGUCUAUUCUCGAUCUUAGCCAAGAAAUCAUUCGUGAGUUAUUUCAUUACUCAAGUAACCUUUUACAAUGUUCUCUUGUCUGCAAACGCUGGAAUGCGACGGCCCUUCAAUUAUUGUACAGGGAAGUGACAUUACAUCCUUGUCACCUUCAUCACACCAUGCAACAAUUAAAACUUGAUCCUAAAGAACGCGAUGGCUAUUUCAAAUACGGCCCUUUUGUCAAAAAACUCAAAUUCAGUGAUAAUUCUUCUGGAUCUACGCAACGUCUACCAUAUAACUUGAUCGGCGUGGAUAUGACGAUGAAUGAAGAGGAUUUCAUAUCACUUUUGGAGUGCCUACCAAAUCUUGAAGAAUUGGAUCUGGGUCACUCUCUCCAAAUUCCUCAAUACCAAAUAUACAUACUCUACACAGAAUCAAAAAAAUGCCUAAAUCACUUGCAAGUUCUAAAGCCAUCACCGCGGUCUGUUGAACAUACAUUUUCAGCACUUGAACGAUACUUUGAAAUUGCAUACAAGUAUCGCGCAACAAUAACCGAAACCGUAUUGUAUGACCAAUAUCUCUUUUCAUGCGGAGACGACGAUAAAUCAAGUCUUGCUACUUUAAGCCGUUUAACCAACUUGACCCGCUUGACAUUGGUAAAUACUUCGGAUGAAGAUUUGACAACGCUCGGUAUUUUAAAAUCCUGUCCAAAUCUCACUAAGCUAGUGUAUGAAAGUACUAUGCCUAUUCCUGAUGCAGCUGUAAAGAAACUCUUGGAUAAUUUUGACUGCAGCAACUUGGGUCGUAAUUUAAAAACUUUCUGUAUCACCAUACCAACAUUGCCAUCAAAUUACGUAAGGUAUCUGACAAAUUGUCUCUCUCCAAAGGUUGAAUAUGUUGCUAUCUGUCUGGAGGAGUAUUUACACGAAUGGAUCCAGAAUAUUGGGAUGAAAGAUGCUUUAAAGCUCCUUAGCCGAUUGGGCUCAGGAAAAAGAGCCACCUUCAGCUUGAACACAUUUGGAGAUUCUGCAAAAAGGGAAGCUCGCUAUAACUCCAAAAUAACGAACUUUUUCAGGUUGAUAGAUGCUUUCAAGGGGAACCGGGAGAUGUACGGCCAUCUGGUAUUUAGAAGCGUUGAUGAGAAUUCUUACGAUCCGACACCAGAAUUCCUAAUUGAUAAUACAAAGGGAGAACUAAAUUUGAAUUAUACACUGGAGAUGAAUGAAUACUUCCUUUCAGACGAGAUGAACGUUGACCACAGAACUUUUAAAGCCAUUUUACCAGAUGUUUGCAUUUCAAAUAUUGGUCUAGAGAUUAUUAACGACAUGAGGGUGGAUAUCGACCGCAGUAGUCCAACGAUACCAUACAGUUUCUUACAGUACGCCAUUAAAUAUUGUCCAAAUCUGUCGCGCUUCAGGUUUUCGUACCUAGAACAGCCCUUUGAAAGCUUUAGCGUUUGUACUGUGGCCCAUCCGGAUAAAAAAAAGAAGAAUAAGUGCCUUCUACAAGAAUCUCCAACAGAAGGUAUGAAGGUCGUCCGAAUUGUAGAUCGUGUUCCGGAUGAGACAUGUCUAGGUUAUUUCUCUGCGCUUUUUAAAAAUAUAGAGGUUCUGUUACUUGACUCUAAAUAUGGCGUUCUCGAUCCUCCAUUAACGACCGAAAUUGAUAUCACAGACUUCAAAAAUUUAAACACGUUUGGUUUUUCUUUGGAUUUGGUUUACGAGCCUGAAGAACAUGUAAUGAUUAUUCACUUUUUAUUUAGUGAUGGUGACGAAGCGUGUUUUAUUCUGGAUGACCGAUUUCAUCAAUCGGGAAUACCUGUGCCCCUGGAUUUUUUACAAAAAUGGAAAGAGGAUGACGGAAUCCGACCUGGAAAUAUUAUUACUGUUAAAUGCAGGAAAGACACUAAGAUUAUUGUAGGUUCAUCUCACUAUGGAGUACUUGCCGAGUUUGACAACGGUCUUCCACUCGACUAUAUUAGCAUUACUUCAGAUUUACUUGACUUACGGGCAGAAGAUAUAUUUUAUUUUUAAAAACUCAAUAAAAAUUGAUUUGAAACUCGUAAUAA